Messenger RNA from Exophiala aquamarina CBS 119918, 1551 nucleotides. RefSeq lists its product as uncharacterized. Bases 1 to 1551 code for a protein of 516 amino acids. The record is from RefSeq and is a predicted model, not a curated record. The transcript has 2 exons. Gene Ontology annotation, molecular function: medium-chain fatty acid-CoA ligase activity. Gene Ontology annotation, biological process: fatty acid metabolic process. NCBI's taxonomy places the organism in Eukaryota, Fungi, Ascomycota, Eurotiomycetes, Chaetothyriales, Herpotrichiellaceae.
AUGGUAGCGGCCACUCUGUGUACGUCUUUCCCAGACACUUCGGCAACUGCUAUCAUCGUCCCUAGCAAACCCAACCCUCUUACCGUCUCCUUUGCUCAAUUGUCCCGAGAUAUCCUUCAAUUUCAGGCCCAGCUGUCCCAGCUCGGUAUCCGGCACGGCGAUGCAGUUUCAAUAGCGCUACCUAACAGUUAUGAAUUUAUCGUGUCCUUCCUCGCGACCUCCUACCAGAGAGCCAUUGCCGCUCCAUUAAAUCCCGCAUACAAGCAAGAUGAAUUUGAAUUCUACAUUGAAGAUCUCUCCUCCGCUGUGGUGAUUCUGCCUCACGGAGCAUUUGCUAAGAAUGGGCCUGCAGUGCGGGCUGCGAGAAAAUACCAGGCAGCUAUUGCCGAAUGUUUCCUCCAGGACUCGAAGCUUGUACUCGACAUCAAAGAGCAGGGCAAACUGGCGCAGCGGCAGUCCGAACCAGUAGCGCAUGCUCAGCCUGAGGAUGUAGCUCUGGUUCUACAUACCAGCGGAACUACUGGAAGACCGAAGGCUGUGCCUCUAAGUCACCGCAACCUCACCCGGACCAUGCAAAAUAUUGGCAAUACCUAUGAACUCUCGCCCAAGGACCGGACAUAUCUGGUAAUGCCUUUGUUCCACGUGCACGGGCUCCUGGCUGGGUUCCUUGCUCCUUUGAAGGCUGGUGGUUCUGUCAUUGUCCCUCCAAGCUUUUCUGCUCGAUCAUUCUGGGCCGAUUUCAUCACACAUAAAGCGAACUGGUACACAGCGGUGCCUACAAUCCACCAAAUCCUGCUUAAGAACCCGCCGCCAAAUCCCAUGCCUCGGAUCCGGUUUGUUCGAUCAUGCUCUUCUCCUCUAUCUCCUAAAACGUUCCGUGAGCUAGAACGAACAUAUGGUGCACCGGUAUUAGAAGCAUAUGCCAUGACAGAAGCCGCCCAUCAAAUGACUUCGAAUCCACUGCCACAUCGAGGCAAACGGCAACCAGGCAGUGUUGGCUUUGGGCAGGGUGUGGAUGUCAAGAUCCUCAACGACCAGGACAAAGAGGUACCUCAGGGUAUGGAGGGUGAGAUCUGUAUCCGAGGGGAGAAUGUGACUCGCGGCUACAUCAACAACGAAAAGGCAAAUAAGGAGGCCUUCACAUCCAAUGGUUUUUUCCGGACGGGCGAUCAAGGCAAGAAGGACGCAGAUGGUUAUGUCAUCAUCACUGGGCGAAUCAAGGAGCUGAUCAACCGAGGAGGAGAGAAGAUCAGUCCAAUUGAACUGGACCAUGUGAUAGCUACACUUCCUCAAGUGUCGGAAGCAGUCAGCUUUGCCAUUCCCUCGGAUUUAUUUGGUCAGGAAGUGGGAGUCGCGGUUGUACCUAAGCCAGGAAGCACCGUGACGGAGGACGCUAUCACAGCAUACGUGGCUAGCAAGACAGCCAGCUUCAAGAAGCCAAGCAGGGUUUGGAUUUUGAAAGAGAUUCCCAAGACCGCGACGGGGAAGAUACAGCGAAGGAAAGUGGCAGAUUCGAUGCUCGCCAAGGACGAACCACGACCUAGACUGUAG